AAUAGCUGUUUGUUUUUGUAGAUGCAGCUACACCAGGUUCCUGUCACCACCACUGUAAAUAAUCAGAGCCUAUAAUGGCUCAGAAAGCAGGACUCGGGCGGAGGUAUAUCAGAGCUUUUGUUAGCGGCUUUUUCGUAGCAGUUCCCGUGACGGUGACUGUUUUGGACCGGCUUGCCUAUGUAGCGCGAGUGGACGGUGCCUCCAUGCAGCCCUCGCUGAACCCGGAGGGAGCCUCAGCGCCUGAUGUUGUGCUUCUCAACCGCUGGAGUGUGAGGAACUAUCAGGUGCAGCGCGGGGAUAUCGUGUCAGUUGUGUCCCCUAAGAACCCAAAACAGAAGAUCAUCAAGCGAGUUAUUGCUCUCGAGGGAGACUUUAUCAAGACUCUGGGCUAUAAAAACCGUUACGUAAGGGUUCCAGACGGACACCUGUGGAUCGAGGGCGAUCAUCACGGCCACAGCUUCGACAGCAAUACAUUUGGACCGGUCUCUCUUGGGCUCCUCCAUGGCAGAGCGUCUCACAUCAUCUGGCCCCCAAACCGGUGGCAGAAGAUCAAACCGUCUGUUCCUCCUGACCGCAGACCUCUGCUCAGCUGGGGAGGAUCAACAGAAGAUGAGGACGACGAUGAUGAUGAAGAAAAAUGACCUUUUUAGAUUACCACACAACCACAUUACCCUCAUCUACAGACUAGCUGCGGACUGGACUGUAACAUGUAUGAGCUGGUUGAAAAGGCCAAAUCAGCGUUUCAGAGAGGAUUUUUGUUUUGUAGAACCAUUAAAUCUAGCAGUUUUAGUUUGAGCUAACAGUCCCAUACUUAGUUCUGUUCAUAGAACUGUCAAAGUCAUUUCUGCAGAUGUUUGUUCUUUGUGUGUCUGAAUGCGCAAAAAGGAGUUUAUGGUCAUUGAACUAAUACAUAUAAGCCUUUUUAAAAACUGCUGAGAUGUGUUUCAGUUAUGUUCUGUUGUGUUACUACAAAGAAAUAAAUGAUGCGAAUACA
Molecule: messenger RNA, 994 nt
Organism: Colossoma macropomum (tambaqui)
Lineage: Eukaryota; Metazoa; Chordata; Actinopteri; Characiformes; Serrasalmidae
Gene: immp2l
Product: inner mitochondrial membrane peptidase subunit 2
Exons: 6
Coding region: 75-641 (188 amino acids)
Biological process (GO): mitochondrial respiratory chain complex assembly
Cellular component (GO): mitochondrial inner membrane peptidase complex; membrane
Molecular function (GO): serine-type endopeptidase activity
Source: RefSeq, a predicted model, not a curated record